Messenger RNA from Xenia sp. Carnegie-2017, 1425 nucleotides. Its product is annotated as deleted in malignant brain tumors 1 protein-like. Gene Ontology annotation, cellular component: membrane. The coding region runs from base 1 to 1425 and encodes 474 amino acids. The transcript has 6 exons. The record is from RefSeq and is a predicted model, not a curated record. Lineage: Eukaryota; Metazoa; Cnidaria; Anthozoa; Malacalcyonacea; Xeniidae.
AUGUCUGAGAAUGCCUUUAGAGAACUAAUGAUGGCUGCCACAAAGGGUGUGGAGUUUAGUUUUGAUGACACCAUGUAUAAACAAAUUGACGGAGUGGCUAUGGGUUCUCCACUUGGACCGGUUUUUGCGAAUAUUUCUGUUGGCUAUCAUGAAUGCAAAAUGCUUGCAUCUUCAGAUUUUCCGGAUGUGCUGUGGUAUAAGCAUUUCAACUCUGCUAGACUUCGGGGACCAAAAAGUUCUAGUGGCAGAGGUCGUGUGGAAAUAUUUUACAAAGGAGAAUGGGGAACAAUUUGUGAUGAUGGCUGGGAUUUAAACGAUGCUAAAGUUGUUUGUCGACAACUUGGUUAUGACUAUGCUGUCAUGGCUUUCCAAGGAGGUUAUGUUCCUUAUGGCAGUGGAAGAAUAUGGUUAGACGAAGUUCGUUGUGUAGGAAAUGAAAAUAAUAUUUUGAAUUGUUCACAUAGUGGAUGGGGCUCACAAAAUUGUACACAUGAUGACGAUGCUGGUGUAGAAUGUUUAGUUUUCAACUCUGUUAGACUUCGGGGACCAAAAAAGUCUAGUGGCAGAGGUCGUGUGGAAGUAUUUUACAAUGGAGAAUGGGGAACAAUUUGUGAUGAUGGCUGGGAUUUAAAUGAUGCUAAAGUUGUUUGUCGACAACUUGGUUAUAAGUUUGCUGUCAGUGCUUUCCAAGGAGAUUAUGUUCCUGAUGGCAGUGGGGAAAUAUGGUUAGAUGAAGUUUAUUGUUUUGGAAACGAAAAUAAUAUUUCGAGUUGUUCACAUAGAGGAUGGGGAUCACAUGAUUGUAAACAUGAUGAAGAUGCUGGUGUAAAUUGUUCAGAUUUCAACUCUGUUAGACUUCGGGGACCAAAAAGUUCUAGUGGCAGAGGUCGUGUGGAAAUAUUUUACAAAGGAGAAUGGGGAACAAUUUGUGAUGAUGGCUGGGAUUUAAACGAUGCUAAAGUUGUUUGUCGACAACUUGGUUAUGACUAUGCUCUCAGGGCUUUCCAAGGAGGUUAUGUUCCUUACGGCAGUGGAAGAAUAUGGUUAGACGAAGUUCGUUGUGUAGGAAAUGAAAAUAAUAUUUUGAAUUGUUCACAUAGUGGAUGGGGCUCACAAAAUUGUACACAUGAUGAAGAUGCUGGUGUAGAAUGUUUAGAUUUCAACUCUGUUAGACUUCGGGGACCAAAAAGUUCUGGUGGCAGAGGUCGUGUGGAAGUAUUUUUCAAUGGAGAAUGGGGAACAAUUUGUGAUGAUGGCUGGGAUUUAAACGAUGCUAAAGUUGUCUGUCGACAACUUGGUUAUGACAAUGCUCUCAGGGCUUUACAUGGAGGUGAUGUUUCUUAUGGCAGUGGAAGAAUAUGGUUAGAUGAUGUUCAUUGUGUAGGAGAUGAAAAUAGUUUUUCAAGUUGCUUAUGCGAACCUUAG